Capsella rubella is the source of this 2041-nucleotide messenger RNA. Its product is annotated as ketol-acid reductoisomerase, chloroplastic. Gene Ontology annotation, molecular function: ketol-acid reductoisomerase activity. Lineage: Eukaryota; Viridiplantae; Streptophyta; Magnoliopsida; Brassicales; Brassicaceae. The transcript has 10 exons. The record is from RefSeq and is a predicted model, not a curated record. Bases 82 to 1857 code for a protein of 591 amino acids. Gene Ontology annotation, biological process: L-valine biosynthetic process. Gene Ontology annotation, cellular component: chloroplast; mitochondrion.
UCCACUUGUGAGUUGUGAGUGUGUGACCCUAAUUUGAGAGCUCUCUUCUCUUUGCGCAGUCAAUUUGCUACCUCUGAGAAAAUGGCGGCUGCGACUUCAUCCAUCGCUCCUUCCCUUUCAUGUCCAUCUUCAUCCAAAACCCUAAGGUCUUCCAAAGCUAGAACCUUGGCUCUGCCCAAUAUUGGUUUCCUUUCAUCUUCUUCCAAGUCGCUGAGGUCGUUAACUGCUACCGUCGCUGGAAAUGGUGUCGGUUCCGCCACUGGUUCCUCCCUUGCCGCUCGUAUGGUUUCUUCGUCAGCGGUCAAGGCCCCUCUCGCGCUCGACUUCGAGACAUCUGUCUUCAAAAAGGAGAAAGUAUCCCUUGCUGGUUACGAAGAGUACAUUGUGAGAGGAGGAAGGGAUUUAUUCAAGCAUCUUCCAGAUGCUUUCAAGGGGGUUAAGCAGAUUGGUGUGAUUGGUUGGGGAUCUCAGGGACCUGCCCAAGCUCAGAAUUUGAGAGAUUCACUUGUAGAGGCAAAGUCUGACAUUGUUGUUAAGAUUGGACUCAGAAAAGGGUCUCGCUCAUUUGAGGAGGCACGUAGCGCUGGCUUCACUGAAGAAAGUGGUACUUUGGGUGAUAUCUGGGAAACUAUCUCUGGCAGCGAUCUUGUAUUGUUGUUGAUCUCUGAUGCUGCUCAGGCUGAUAACUAUGAGAAAAUAUUCGCUCACAUGAAGCCAAAUAGCAUUCUUGGUUUAUCACACGGGUUUCUACUAGGGCAUUUACAGUCCUUGGGACUUGAUUUCCCAAAGAACUUCAGUGUGGUCGCUGUGUGCCCUAAGGGAAUGGGUCCUUCUGUGAGGAGGCUAUACGUCCAAGGAAAAGAAAUCAACGGUGCUGGAAUUAACGCCAGUUUUGCAGUCCACCAGGAUGUUGAUGGUAGAGCCGCAGAUGUUGCACUGGGAUGGUCUGUAGCUCUUGGUUCUCCUUUUACUUUUGCUACUACUCUUGAACAAGAGUACAGGAGUGACAUCUUUGGAGAAAGAGGCAUAUUGCUUGGUGCUGUUCAUGGAAUUGUGGAGUCCCUAUUUAGAAGGUACACCGAAAAUGGGAUGAGCGAAGACUUGGCUUACAAGAACACAGUAGAAUGUAUCACAGGAACAAUUUCAAGGACUAUCUCUACCCAGGGAAUGUUGGCUGUGUACAACUCCUUGUCUGAAGAAGGUAAAAAAGAUUUUGAGACUGCAUACAGCGCAUCCUUCUAUCCUUGUAUGGAGAUUCUCUAUGAAUGUUACGAGGAUGUACAAAGUGGCAGUGAAAUCCGAAGUGUUGUCUUAGCCGGUCGUCGCUUCUAUGAAAAAGAAGGCUUGCCAGCAUUCCCAAUGGGAAAUAUUGAUCAGACAAGAAUGUGGAAGGUGGGUGAAAGCGUCAGGAAGUCCAGACCCGCCGGUGACUUGGGUCCACUAUAUCCCUUCACCGCUGGAGUUUAUGUAGCACUUAUGAUGGCUCAGAUUGAGAUCUUGAGAAAGAAAGGUCACUCUUACUCAGAAAUUAUCAACGAGAGUGUGAUAGAAUCUGUGGACUCUCUGAACCCAUUUAUGCACGCCAGGGGAGUGUCCUUCAUGGUUGACAACUGCUCGACCACAGCGAGAUUGGGUUCGAGGAAAUGGGCCCCACGGUUUGACUACAUCCUGACCCAACAAGCGCUUGUGGCUGUGGACAGUGGUGCAGCGAUCAACAGAGACCUGAUCAGCAACUUCUUCUCAGACCCAGUCCAUGGUGCCAUAGAGGUCUGCGCACAGUUGAGGCCUACCGUUGAUAUCUCUGUGCCAGCUGAUGCAGACUUUGUUCGACCUGAGUUGCGUCAAUCUAGCAACUAAGUGAAGAGUUGAAAAGUCUGUCAGAGUCUCUACUUUGUAAUCUGCUGAGUUUUAAGUAAGUCUGCUGAGUUUGGGAUGUUUUAGGCGUGAGUCGUGACUGUUUUGUUUCAAGGAUUUGAAUAACUUUAUGUCUCUUUGCUUAAAUCUACUUAAAUCAAUAAAGAUGAAACUUCCUUUUCUACUA